UAUUUUGCUGACAAUCAAAACGUUUUAUACAAUGUAUUCAUACGGUAUCACAACUGAAUCAAUGAACAGCACAAUGAUUAUUCCUAAUAAUCCGUUCUCAAUGAAAAUCCUUGUUGUGGCAAUAAAUACCAUAAUCGGAUACCACAGGGGAACUGAACUGUUGGGUGCGCUCCCGGUGUUCAGCGCGUGGGAGAAGUGUUCAACAGACUUAUGUUUUGCAUUGCUGUCGUGUUAUGCCGUUAUAUACGCGCGCGAAAGUGGGGGCCGUUUAACACGUUUCCUGUCGACCCGGUAUUGGCGGCCAAUACGGGCCGCACAACAGACCACAUACCUGUUUCACGCGCCGAUUAUAUUGGCAAUUAUUGGGGCCUAUUUGCCCGAAAUAUACACUAUUACCACAAUUAUGGUAACUGCACUAAUUUACCUUAUCAACGAGUUGUCCUACAGUUCCGGUCCAUUUGCCGCCAAU
This is a messenger RNA of Medioppia subpectinata, 469 nucleotides long. NCBI's taxonomy places the organism in Eukaryota, Metazoa, Arthropoda, Arachnida, Sarcoptiformes, Oppiidae. The record is from the annotation of a GenBank genome assembly.